AAAGUACAUUUCAAAAUAACCAGAGUAAACAUGAGUCUCUCCGUGCAAUUCUUCAUUACCUCUGCGCUGAGCAUACACUUGAGGUUUUUGUUCCCCGAUUAACUUUGAGUUUCAUUUUCUUCCCUGCUCGGAUCAACCCAAAAGAAAAGAGGAAAUUCGACUUCUUCAUCUCACUUUUGUUCAUUGCUUAAGCAUUUCCUUCUCACCCGCCAUGCUUCUUGCACACGCAAAGGUGUCGGCCUUGCUGCUUCUGGCAGGUGAGUGAACGCCAUCACACACUAACGUCUGUGUGUGUGUGUGUGUCUGUGUGUGUUUGUCUGUGUGUGUCUGUAUGUGUGUCACCAUGUCAUGUCGGUUACAAAUGUGUUGUGAUGUCAUGCUAGCUGGACAUGAUACGGCUACGGCACUUGCGGUGGAGCGGGUGCGCUACUCGCCGGUCAAGUGCGCGGUGCGCGGCUCCACCGUGACGUUGCGGUGCUCCUUCACCGCCAUCAUGUCAGUGGUUCGGGUGGUGUGGUGCGUCAAUCACCGCAUUUGUCAAGGAACCACGCCGUCCGUGUACGACAGCAACAAGCCCAACAAGAACUUGCGCUUUGUGUACUUGGGGGACCACAAGAACAACUGCACGCUGCAGAUCCGCCAAAUCCUCAGCGAGGACAACACCACCUUCCGAUUCCGGAUGGAAGCCGGAAACGAAAAAGGACAUUUCACCGGCCAAGCGGGCGUGACCGUCAGCGUUCUCGAUGCCGAGCCGAUGAGGGUGCAGAGCUCCGCCCCCGGUCCCAUGAGGGUGGGCGCCGCCGUGACGUUGAGCUGCACGUCCAGUUGCUCCUUCCACGAUCUGGACGUGCGCUGGCAUAAAGACGGGCAACCCCUGCCGGAGUCCGGCCCGACCCUCAGGUUGACGGCCGAACGGUCGGCCAACUACACCUGCAACCUGGCCCUCCUUCCAAAUACCAUGUCGCCACCCUUUAGGCUGAACGUGGCAGAACUGCGCACAGGUGGACAUUUUGUUUUGACGCUCAGCGUCUCCUUGGGCCUACUGAUGGCGCUGCUCCUCACCGUUGCCAUCGUCUUGUUCCUCAACAAACGCAGGAAACGUCGGCAGGCGUCUCCUCACGAUGGCAAACGAGUCAACAAGGAGCGUGAGACGUGUGAACAGGUGUACGCUAACACGCAACCAGGUGGUGACCGAGGCGGUCCAGAUGCAGAGGAAGCGGGCCGGAGUGCAGACGAAGUCAGUUAUGCAGCUGUACAGUUCAAAGCAAAGGCCGUCAAUAGGCCGGUGGAAACCAAGGAGGACGUGGUCUACGCGUCCAUAGCGCGUCUGUCCCCGUGAACGCUCAGCAGAAGGAAGCCACGUUGACUCAUGUGGCGUCACACGCACGCCCCAAGUAAUGUCGCACUUUCUCGUGUUUCAAUAAAGUCGGAGCAAACGCCA
Syngnathus typhle (broad-nosed pipefish) is the source of this 1441-nucleotide messenger RNA. RefSeq lists its product as uncharacterized. The record is from RefSeq and is a predicted model, not a curated record. Lineage: Eukaryota; Metazoa; Chordata; Actinopteri; Syngnathiformes; Syngnathidae. The transcript is spliced from 6 exons. The coding region runs from base 332 to 1339 and encodes 335 amino acids.